UUUACUUUACCAUUUCUCUUUGCUUAACAUCUCUAUCUUCCUCCUCUUCUUCUUCUUCUCCUUCUUCUUUUUAAUUAUUAUUAAUUUGUUUCCAUGGCGGUUUUGCCUUCAAGCUCGUCUAGCUUGGAGUUGACCAUAUCUAUGCCUGGCUUUGCUUCGUCCCAGUCUCUUCCUUCAUCUGUGAGGAACUUGGACAUAAACCAAAUACCAUCAGGAGGAGCAGAAGAAGAAUGGAUGACGAUGAAUAUGGAUGAUGAAGAGGAAAGCAGCAACGGAGGCCCUCCCCGCAAGAAACUCCGCCUCACCAAGGAACAAUCUCGUCUCCUUGAAGAAAGUUUCAGACAAAACCACACCUUAAACCCCAAACAGAAAGAGGCUUUGGCUAUGCAAUUGAAGCUGAGGCCACGGCAAGUUGAGGUGUGGUUUCAGAACCGUAGGGCCAGGAGCAAGCUGAAGCAGACAGAGAUGGAAUGUGAGUACCUGAAGAGAUGGUUCGGGUCGCUGACGGAGCAGAACCGGAGGCUUCAGAGGGAGGUGGAGGAGCUGAGGGCCAUGAAAGUGGGUCCUCCGACGGUGCUCUCGCCCCACAGCUGUGAGCCCCUUCCAGCAUCCACUCUUACCAUGUGCCCCCGCUGCGAGCGCGUGACCUCCACUUCCCACGAUAAGGGCCAUACCAAGAACACCACCGCUGCCGCCAUGUCCGCCAACGUUCAAUCACGACAAUCUCCGGCGACUUGUUAAUUAUCAUGUGUAAUUAAUGUGGUACCCAAUUAAGAGAAAAAAAAGGAAAGGUUAAUAGGGUAGACAAUGUUCAUAGGUUAAACAAAAAAAACAAAAAAGAUCAAAAACAAAAUCAAUGUGCUUGGGAUGCUGU
Molecule: messenger RNA, 874 nt
Organism: Corylus avellana
Lineage: Eukaryota; Viridiplantae; Streptophyta; Magnoliopsida; Fagales; Betulaceae
Gene: HB17
Product: homeobox-leucine zipper protein 17
Biological process (GO): regulation of DNA-templated transcription
Molecular function (GO): sequence-specific DNA binding; DNA-binding transcription factor activity, RNA polymerase II-specific
Source: RefSeq, a predicted model, not a curated record